Astyanax mexicanus (Mexican tetra) is the source of this 3120-nucleotide messenger RNA. RefSeq names its product transcription initiation factor TFIID subunit 4. The record is from RefSeq and is a predicted model, not a curated record. Lineage: Eukaryota; Metazoa; Chordata; Actinopteri; Characiformes; Acestrorhamphidae. Gene Ontology annotation, molecular function: protein heterodimerization activity; RNA polymerase II general transcription initiation factor activity; DNA binding. The transcript has 16 exons. Gene Ontology annotation, biological process: transcription initiation at RNA polymerase II promoter; DNA-templated transcription. The coding region runs from base 17 to 2953 and encodes 978 amino acids. Gene Ontology annotation, cellular component: transcription factor TFIID complex.
GUGAGGGAGGGGAAAGAUGGCGGCGGGCUCGGAGCUGCUGGAUGAUGUGUUUUUUAGCGCGGAGGUGGAUGAGACGGCGGUGAGCGCGGUAGUCGGAUCUUUGGAGUCCCAGCUCAUCGGCCCCGGAGUCGGGAAGCUCGCCGGCAGGCUGCAGACCCCCGGCGGGCAGCGCAGAGCCGCUGCGGGGGACAACAGCGCCCAAACCCGCGAUAACAACAACACGGGACCCGGGCAGGAGAGCGCGAGACCCGGGCAGGAGAGCGCGGGAGCAGGAGCGAGAGUGCCAGCUGGUGCCAGACUGCAGAGCAUUGGCGCGGGUACACCUGGGCACCUCAAACAGGGACUCGGACCAGCUCCCACGCUCAACCACACGCCGGUCAGUGGGCAGAGAGCUGCGCCAACCGGUGCGCCAAUCGGUGCGCCGACAGGUGCCACCCUGAACGGCAGUAAUAUGGUGAUGGUGGUGAACUCUCACGACUCGGCAGCUUUCUCCAACACGUCCUCCUCACCAGCGCCAGUACCCCCAACCCCCGGCGCCGCCGUCAACAACGGACCCGGCUGCGUUCUCAAAGCUCCGCCCCCGCCGUCCGGCACCGUCAUCCAGACCUCUCUGAUGAACACUUCCACUGUGAUCUCGGCGCAGACCCCCGGCCUGACCACGAGACCCACCGUGGCGCUGGUCAGGCCGCCUAUGCAAACCCAGGUGACGGUGGCGCCGCCGAACGGAGCCGCGGUGAACGCCGUGCACCUGCCCACCACGAUAACGGUGGCACAGAGCCACAGAGUGGACUCGCCCAAAGCCCUACAGACUGUGGCUCAGGCCCCUACCACAGUGGUUCAGCCAAUCAGAGGCCCCAUAAUGCAGACUGGGGGCAGGAUUACAGUGCCAGGAGCGGUGGCGGCCGGCGCCGGAGCUAUUCGGGCCAUCGCUCCGCAGGUUCUAGCCCCGAGAGUCCCGCCCCCCCAACAGAACCAGCCUAGCGUCCACAAUAUCCAGCUCCCACCAGGUAUGGUCCUGGUGCGUAGUGAAAGUGGUCAGUUGUUGAUGAUCCAUCAGCAGACGUUGGCUCAGAUGCAGGCUCAGACUCAGGGCGCCAUGGCCCAGAGACCCACAACCCCCACCAGCACUCCACCUGUCCACAUUACCUCCGUACAGGCCCCUGGGACCCCGUUAAUAACGCGGCCGGUGGCCCCCACCACUAUAAUCAAACAGAGCUCUCCUGUUCCUGCAGGGGUUCAGCCCACCACUGCACUCCAGAGACCCCCAAUACUGCAGAAUACUAUAAUGUUGGGAGGCACACCGGCGCCCCCUGUUGGCACACCUUCACCAGGCCAGGUUGGAGUGGCUGCAGCUCAAAGAGUGACCCCUGCUGGACCCACGCCUACUGGUCCUCCACCUCCCACCGCUGUAACUCCGGAAACGUUAGAAAACGUGAAAAAGUGUAAGAACUUUCUAUCCACGUUGAUCAAGUUGGCAUCCAGCGGUAAACAGUCCUCAGAAACGGCAGCUAACGUGAAGGAGCUGGUUAAAAAUCUCCUGGAGGGAAAGCUGGAAGCGGAAGAUUUCACCAGCAGGCUGUACCGGGAGCUGAACUCCUCACCUCAGCCCUACCUCGUGCCUUUCCUUAAGAGGAGUCUUCCGGCGCUACGUCAGCUGACUCCGGAUUCAGUGUUGUUUAUCCAGCAGAGUCAGCUCCCGCUGGGCCCGCCCCCCACGGCCACGCCCCCUUCCCCCGCCCUCACCUCCGCCGUACUGGCAGGAUCCACCCCCACCACGCAGCGCUCCAUAGCCCCGCCCACAGCGACCCCUACAGCUGCCACCAAGACCACCUCCAUCACCUCGACCACUUCAUCCACCUUAACCACGCCCACCACCUCAGCUCACCAACCAAUCGCCAGCCUGCCUCAGCACACACACAGCAAACCCAACCUGGUAGUUCAGCAGCAGGGGGCGCUGGUCAGAGGGCCUCAGGUGACGCCGAUGAUCACACUGAGACCGGGUCAGCCUCGUAUGUUCACACCUGUGGUCAGAACGCAGACGCAGACGCUUCCCUCAGGCUGUAUGAUGAAGACGGCGGUCUCUGUGGGCAGUAAGGUGUUGUCUGUACCCGGGUCUCAGUCUUUGCCCUCUGCUCUCCAGAAGGCCAAAUUAAAAGAUGCAGGCGGCGCCACCUUCAGGGAUGAUGAUGAUAUUAACGACGUGGCCUCCAUGGCUGGAGUGAACCUGUCUGAGGAGAGUGAUCGGAUCCUGGCGACGAACUCUGAGCUGGUGGGGGCGGUGACCCGGUCCUGUAAGGAUGAAGCGUUCCUGUACACCGGCGCUCUGCACAGCAGGAUCCUGCAGAUCGGUAAGAAGUUCGGUAUCUCGGAGCUGGGCAGUGACGUGGUCAGCAUCGUCUCUCACGCCGCUCAGCAGAGGCUGCAGAACCUUCUGGAGAAGGUGACUCAGGUGGCCCAGCAGAGGAACGUCCCUUAUAAGGAGGACGAGCGGCACGAGCAGGUGAGCGACGUUCGGGCUCAGCUGAAGUUCUUCGAGCAGCUGGAUCAGAUGGAGAAACAGAGGAAAGAAGAGCAGGAGAGAGAGAUUCUGAUGAAAGCAGCAAAGUCCCGAUCCCGACAAGAAGACCCGGAGCAGCUCCGCCUCAAACAGAAAGCCAAAGAGAUGCAGCAGCAGGAAUUGGCUCAGAUGAGGCAGAGGGAUGCGAAUCUGACGGCUCUGGCUGCGAUUGGACCCAGAAAGAAGCGGAAAGUGGAUUCUCCGGCCAGCGGAUCAGGACCAGAGGGGGUGUGUUCUGCUGGUUCUGGUGGGUUGUGCUCGGUGGGUUCGGGGGGAUCGCGGCAGUUCUCCCGGCAGCGCAUCACUCGGGUUAACCUCAGGGAUCUGCUCUUCUGCCUGGAGAACGAGCGAGACACCAGCCGAUCACACCUGCUUUAUAAAGCUUUCCUCAAAUAACACACACACACACACACAUACUCACACACACACACACACACCAUUCAUCUCACACUGUAAAAGAAAACUCUGGUGUUUUACAGCCUGAUCUGUAUCUCCUGUGUCUCUCAGAGAGCAGCCAAUCAGAGUUCGGAAUAAAUUAAAUUAUAUAUAGUAAAUUAUUAUUA